Messenger RNA from Pyricularia grisea, 441 nucleotides. RefSeq lists its product as uncharacterized. The transcript has 3 exons. The record is from RefSeq and is a predicted model, not a curated record. NCBI's taxonomy places the organism in Eukaryota, Fungi, Ascomycota, Sordariomycetes, Magnaporthales, Pyriculariaceae. The coding region runs from base 1 to 441 and encodes 146 amino acids.
AUGGGUUUGAGACAGGCGUCGUUGUCGGGUUUCUUUCCUGGUAAUGGCCGAUCGUCGGGUGGAUGUGAGCGGCAAGCCAAGAAGGCCUACGAAGGGAGUACGAAAGGCGCCAAGCAAGGGUCAGGUCUGCCAAUCCCAAGGGUCAUUACCAAGGGCUUGGAGAUGUUUCCUCUGCCGACCGGCGUUAUUGCAGCUCUCUGCCAAGCCCCCGUGCCGAGCUCUUUAGUCAAAGAUAGGGACAAAUUCCGCACGAAUGACGCGCUGAAUUUGGAAGGGCGUUGUCUUGGUUGCACACACCCACACAACAACAACAACAACAACCUCUUGACUCUGACGCCAAUGUUCCUGGCAAAAUCUGUCCACUUCCUUUACUGGACUUGUCAUGGUCGUAUUGGGUGGGAGAUCGCCGCCCAGGAUUUGUGGCGACGAGGCAAACGGUGA